UUCAGUUUCUGGAGAGUAACUGCCAGACCCUGGAAAUCGUCUCAUCGAACAAGACUGCUGUGGGAGCCCAGGAGGACUUGAAACAUGGGACAAGCUUGAGAGGACAGCGACGAUCCUUUGUCACCACAUCCCCCACCCCUGUCCGUUAUGCGCGUCUUCACACAGUCUGCACAAGUGUGUGAAAUUCAAGAACCUGAACGUCAAUAGUCCCAUCAGCCUUGUAAGGGGGGGCAUAACCUCUGCUACAAUUGCCUACGAAGUGACCACAGAGCCAACAGUUGCAACUCAGGAAGCUGUAGGAAUUGCAACAAACCCCGUCACACGUUGUUACAUGUUGAGCAGAAUACAGACAACAUUGUUGCAACAUCAAGGCGUGCUUCCCCUCACAAGGACGUUCUUUUGUCUACCGCUGUUGUCAAUAUUAAGGAUAGUCAAGGUAGAACUCAUCAAUGUUGAGCAAUGAAUCUGGUGUCUCGAGACCUAGCGGACAGGUUGGGCCUCAAGCUAAAUCAGCAUUCUGUCCCCAUCAAUGGUAUAAGCAACAUGCAGGCAACGGAAUCCCUUCACUUCUGCCAACUACAGAUCGAAUCCACCGUCGGAAGUUACACCAAGCGCAUUGUAUGUUCCGUACUGCCGCUGAUCACUAGAUCAUUACCGUCAUCAAGAAUCAACUAUGAAGGAUGGGAAUUGCCCACCGACAUUCCUCUCGCAGAUCCGCACUUCUACCAACCAAGGGCCAUAGAUCUACUGCUAGGUGCAACUGUAUUUUUUGAAGUGUUGAGGCCAGAACAGCAAUCCAGGCAGGGCCACCCAACACUCCAGAAUACUCCGUUGGGUCUUGGCAGGAUGUAUACCUGCACAUUCCAUGGGACAACGGAAGACGGCAACAACCUCGUUGUUAACCACAACUCAUGACUUGCAUGCACAAGUGGAACGAUUCUGGCUGCAAGAAGAAUUGACGACACGCCACCUGUCCAAGGAAGAGAGCAUGUGUGAAGAGCAUUUCACAAACUCUGUUACCCGUGAUGAUGCAGGCAGAUUCAGAGUGAGGCUACCCUUACAGCAAGACGUUGGAGAACUUGGGGACUCCCUUGCCACUGCUAGCCAGAACUUUGGGUACACGGAAAGGCAAUUACUGAGAAACCCAGAUUUGAAGAAUGAGUAUGUCAAGUUUAUGGAUGAGUGCCUGCGACUGGGGCACAUGGAACUCAUUGACCUUACUGACCAGCAUCGGUCUUGCUAUUACAUGUCUCAUCAUGCGGUAGUAAAGAAUACAAGCAGCACUACCAAGGUUAGAGUAGUCUUUUAACGGAUCAGCAAAAGCCACCUCGUCAGUCUCGCUGAAUGAUUUGAUGAUGGUAGGCCCAACCAUCCAGCAGGAUCUGUUCUCCACAUUACUACGCUUUCGCACACAGACGCGGAGAAAAUGUACCGACAGAUUCAAGUGCAUGAGGACGACAGAGACCUCCAGAGAAUCGUGUGGCAAAGUCAUCCAGGUCAACAGUUAGAAAUGUACCAUCUGACCACCGUAACUUACGGAACCGCUGCAGCUCCUUUUCUGGCAACACGAUGCGUGACGGUCAACCUACACAACCAACUGCAGCUGAAGUAAUUAAGAAUGACUUCUAUGUUGACGACCUGCUCACAGGAACAGACAUUGUUAGUUAAGCUAUCCAGCUCUAUGACGACGUCACAUCAUUGCUCAAGAGUGGAGGGUUCCCUAUUCCGAAGUGGCGAUCCCACAGUCUAGACAUUUUGGAGGCCAUUCCAGCCGCACUUCAGGAGACACAGGGAACCUGCAAUCUUCCUCUUGACGAGGGCGCAGUGAAGACUCUUGGACUGCACUGGUAUCCCAGUAGUGACUUGUUCCAAUUCAGCGUGGUGGACAGCAGGCACAAGAAUGUGACAUGGACGAAGAGAAUGAUGCUGGCUAAUGUAGCGUCCAUAUACGACCCAUUGGGAUUACUAGAACCUGUCAUCGUACAGUGUAAGUUAUUCAUUCAAACCCUUUGGCAACGACAGCUGGAUUGGGACUCGAGGUUGCCUUCAGAACUUGCCACGCACUGGGAGGAAAUUCACCAACGACUGCCUGAUCUCAACAGGAUUAGCAUACCCAGAAGAAUCACAGCAGUUGGCACAAGCAUCACUGUAGAACUUCAUGGCUUUGCCAAUGCCUCAGAAAGAGCCUACGGGGUAUGUGUCUAUCUAUGUUCCGUAAGCCCAAACGGAACCAUCACACUUCAUCUGUUAUCUUUGAACUCAAGAGUGGCCCCAUUGAAGCAGGUGUCGCUCCCAAGACUGGAGCUGAACGCCGCCCUUCUCUUAAGCCAGUUAGUAGAUAAGAUGCAUAGGACCCUCAACCUACAAAUUGUUCAACGCUUUUACUGGACGGACUCCACAUAUGUUUUAGCCUGGAUAGCUGGGUGCUUGUCAACUUGGAAAACAUAUGUGGCCAACAGAGUCGCGGAGAUCCAACGGCUAACCGCUUACCGAGCUUGGAGACAUGUCGCAUCACAGGACAACCCUGCGGGCGUCAUCUCCAGAGGAACGGACCCACGGCGACUUCAAGGCAGUCAGCUAUGUUGGGUGGGACCUUCCUGGCCAGCACAGCCCCCAGCAGAUCCCGAGAAGGUUCCCAAACGGCGAGGAGUAAAGCUAUGCUGCAUCACCGUCUAUUCAGAGAUAGAAUCCUUAUUCGAGCGAUUCUCCAGUUGGGCAAAAUUACAAAGAGUCUUUGCCUAUGUUCUCAGGUUCCUCUACAAGCUGAAACAAGGUGCAGCAUCAGGCCGGCAUGGACCGCUGACAUCUACCAAGCUUCACAAGUUGCUGAUUGUCAUUGCUCGCAUUACACAGUACUCAUCGUUUGCUCAGGAGAUCCAGAGUUUGCAGCAAGGGAAAGCAUUACCCUCUCACAGCAAGCUUCUGAUGUUACAUCCCUUCCUGGAUGGGAACAACCUGUUGAGGGUGGGCGGUAGACUGGAGAAUGCUGACAUACCCUUUGAUCAGAAACACCCCCUCAUCCUGCCAUCCAAACAUCAUGUGACCAAACUGUUGAUGUGGAAUGAGCACAUACGAUUGCUGCAUGCUGGAAGCCAACUUCUUCUAGCAUCGCUGCAACUGCGAUUCUGGAUAACUAAUGGCCACUCGGUUGUCAGCAAGUGAUCCGAAAGUGUGCCACGUUUCAAAACGAAGGCCGAGGCCACCAGGCAGCUAAUGGGACAUCUGCCUGCACCUCGCGUCACACCAAGCAAGCCAUUCUUCCAUUGUGGUGUGGACUAUGGCAGACCCUUGCGAGUGAAAUACGGUAAUCCUCGAAGUAGAACCCAGAGAAAAUGCUAUACAGCCCUGUUUGUGUGCAUGGCGGCUAAGGCCAUACAUAUUGAACUAGUCAGCGACUUGACAAUUGAAGCCUUCAUUGCUGCAUUACGGAGGUUCAUUUCAAGACAUGGGCGCUGCAGUCAGAUGUACAGUGACAACAGCACAUAUUUUACCGGAGCGAAACGACAGCUUAGCGAGAUGUCUCGACUGCUAGGCUCAAGGGAUCAUCUUUCUGAUAUAUCAAGAUAUGCAGUUCAAGAAGGGAUGGAGUGACAUCUAAUCCCCCCCCACUCCCCUCACUUCGGCGGACCAUGGGAAGCGGGUGUCAAAUCAGUGAAGACUCACCUGAAGAAGGUAGCUGGUAACACUCUUUUGUCAUUCGAACAAAUGACCACACUGCUCACGCAAAUUGAGGCAUGCAUGAACUCUAGGCCCAUAAUUCCAAUACCUAGCAGUCCUGGUGAUUGUGCGUUCCUUACUCCAGGGCAUUUUUUGUUUGGUGAGCGCUUAAUGUCCUUCCCUGAACCAGAUUGUCAUGUCAGGCCAUCCUCACAUCUGUCAAGAUGGCAACUGGUCCAGCGGUGCCGGCAGCUCAUCUGGAGGCGCUGGUCGGCAGACUACUUGGGCCAGCUCCAGCAGCGUUCCAAGUGGUUGCAGAACCAGCCUAAUCUUCGACCAGGAAGGCUGGUGCUCCUGAAGGAAGAUAACGCUCCUCUCACCUGGCCGAGAGGCGUCAUUGAGGAGACCCAUCCUGGGGCUGAUGGCCUAGUUCGUGUAGUGACUGUGCGGACCAGCAAGGGGUCUUACCCAAGGCCAAUAACGAAGAUUUGUCCGUUCCAAGACGAACUAAAUUAACAGAUCGCAUCAUGUGAGUGAUGAGGACUGUCUGGGUGCCCAGGGAAUCACCCGAUGUGUUCAUUUGUGUGGAGACUUGUUGCUUAGUUAACUAAUUUGUAGCUUAAAUUACGUGGGCGGCAUGUUGAGUGCAGCCAUUCUAAGUAGUUGGAGCCGUGGCCGCUUGAGGGCGGGAUCUCUCAGGUUGUGACAUGGUGGUGCCUGUGCUCGCCAGGGAGCAGCAGGACGGUUGCUAGAAAGUGAGCGUGGGGGCACGUGUCUCUUGGCGUCACAAAGGAAGCAUGAUUUGUUUUGACAUUUACAGUACAAUCAAUUUCAAAAUAUAUUACCAUUUUCACAACACUGGUUCAUCUCAGCAUCCUAAAAGAAUUAAAAUACAAAAAUUAGAAGCCUUCUGGGUUAUUAUGUCAUGUGGGUUGGUGACAGACUGAAGUUUUCGAGGAACUGAGGUGUCCUAGCAAAUAUCAUCAUUGCAGCGUGUCACCUGUAGCCGUUUCGUCUCCGCUGCUCCGCAACCAAGUGAUGUGAGCUGGGUAGAGCUGCUAGCCCCACCCAGCUCCGCAACCAAGUGAUGUGAGCUGGGUAGAGCUGCUAGCCCCUGGCAGCUAUACUCGUCGCACGCCCCGCUGCCUUCUGGGUCGCCUUCCAUCGUCCCGCUUGUUACCUGGACACACUCGGCUACUAGGUGUGUCACCAACUUUUUUUUUUUUAUAUAGCACGCAAAACCUUCUCAGGGUCUUUGCAGGCCUCGCUCAAACAAGAGCCUUGUAGUUACCAGCACCAAGUUAUUUAUUUAUUUGGUUAUUGCAAUUUGGUAUUUUUGUACACACUCUCUCUCUCUCUCUGAUUCCGGAGGGCGUAACCAAGCCUGCUUUGGUUUCAAUACAUGAAUACAACUAAAUUCACCGCCUACUGGCUUAAAUACUCGAGGGCCAAACCGGUCAUACCUUUGUCACUCAGCGUAUGUUACUAGCAUCCACACAAGCCUGACUGCGCCAUCCACCAGAAGGCCUUAGGCGCUAACGCCACCAUCGGCUUAAUUUCUCAACACUCAUAAUCACGAGACAUUUUCCGUCUCUGUCAAUCCCGGAAUUUGCAAACAUUUCAAAUCGCCCAGUCAAAAGCAGCCUUCUGAGUGCAAUUCAGGCUCAUGUACCAUGCUUUGCAAUUCCAGUAUAUUUAAUUCCUUGUAGCUAUAAACAAACCGGCCACAACCUCCCAACUGAGCUUUUGCUUUAUAUGUAUAUAUAAAAUAUAAAGGGAAAACUCAUUUGGUCACCUCAUGAUAAUAAUCUCCAUAACAACUACAAUAAUCCUUGAAAUUUAAACUCAAAGGGGAAAAUUUUUUUUUUUCUUUUCAUGUUUCAGAUGAUCCAAAUUACAAAUUAGUCACAACGUAUUAAAAGCAACAUCCUGUAUAAUAACACUCGUAGCAAACAGUGGUAUGAUAUUAGCUUAUCUCCAGGGCACCCCUUGAUUCCUGGAACACUAUCUCUCUCUACUGGCGCAUCCAAUUACUUUACUGCCUUUCUAGUGUACCAGCUCUGUACAGCAAUCUUUCUCAACUCCCAUUCAGUGUAAGGAUCACAGGUUUCGCAAUUCACUUUAAAUAGCCUGUACCAAUUGAUCAAAACUAUUUCUAAUUAAUAUUACUUUGGCUCCGAUUAAUCAAACA
This is a messenger RNA of Cryptotermes secundus, 5848 nucleotides long. RefSeq lists its product as uncharacterized. The record is from RefSeq and is a predicted model, not a curated record. The transcript has 3 exons. Lineage: Eukaryota; Metazoa; Arthropoda; Insecta; Blattodea; Kalotermitidae. Bases 1921 to 3162 code for a protein of 413 amino acids.